Molecule: messenger RNA, 2868 nt
Organism: Coprinopsis cinerea okayama7#130
Lineage: Eukaryota; Fungi; Basidiomycota; Agaricomycetes; Agaricales; Psathyrellaceae
Exons: 12
Coding region: 1-2868 (955 amino acids)
Biological process (GO): intracellular potassium ion homeostasis; potassium ion import across plasma membrane
Cellular component (GO): plasma membrane
Molecular function (GO): high-affinity potassium ion transmembrane transporter activity
Source: RefSeq, a predicted model, not a curated record
AUGGAGAAACCCAAAAUCACCAUCAACACCUUUUUGCGCUCGCCAGACGCGCCCAACGGCGGCAGCGAUCUCACUCUCAGCGGCACUUCCGAGAAACACCACCACCACCACGAUGACAAGUUGCCGACGGCGGGCACGGUGGAUGUGGAGGACGUCGACAACCACGACCCCGACUCGUCUGAACCCCCACCGGAAACUCUCCUCGACCGCCUCCUCGUCCACGUCAACUUUUACCGAAUCCACUUGACUGCGUUCACGUUUAUUCCUUUGAUCACGUCGGGAGUAUUCUAUGCGUCUAAUGGGCGCUUCAGGAUAAGUUAUCUCGACUCGUUGUUUUUGUGUUAUUCGGCCAUGACGGUUACGGGUCUGUCGACUGUGAAUUUGUCGACAUUGACGCCGUGGCAGCAGGUUAUUUUGUAUUUGUUGAUGAUCGUUGGAGAUAUAACGAUGGUCUCGUGGGUCAUGGUCUUAAUCCGAAAACGCUUCUUCCGCACCCACUGUGAAUGGACGGUCACCAUGAAAAAGAAGAAGGAAAAGAAAAAGGAAGAGGAGAAAGCUAAAGCCAAAACCCAACGGCUCUUGCAAAAGAGUAGGAGUAUGUUCAAGAUGGCCAUUUCGUCGCCGAGGGAUAGGCGGCCGCAGGACCCCUUUGUGCGGAGUGACCCUGGGCCUACGCCCGAGGAGGAUGUGGAUCCUGAUCUUCAUCCCAAGAACUUUGGAGGUUCUAGGGCAAGUCGCAGUGGACACGCGACGUCGACGACGAACGGGUCGAGCAGCAGGCCGAGCUCGAGGAACGUCAGGGAUUUGUCGAUCGUCGUCUCGCCUGCGACGCCGAAGCAUACGAUGCAGAUGGCGUUGCCGACUACGAUUCCUGAAGCGGAGGAACCGGAGACUGGGAUCCUGGUAGGGAGCGCGCUCUCGUCGUCUCCGGAGAUGCAGCUACAGGGAUUGCCGCCUAUCACCCACUCGCCUGUUCAGGAAGAAAUAGAUCUUUCGGAUAAUGGUUCGACGAGGAGGAGCGUCAAGACGGUUGAGAGUGGUCGUGGGUCGGGGGAGUCAGAGAGCCCGGUGUUGGACGUGACUGCGCUUUCGGCGUCACCCAAGUCCGAGGCAGGGAGUUUGCCCAAGGACCAGCAGGAGCCUUCGCCUAUCGAAGGCCUGAACUUGGGCCCGCACACGUUUGGACCGGACGAUGUGGAGUAUUAUGGGUUAAGUCCGGCUACUGGUGCGCAUUCGGCUGGGCUGGGGCUGCAUAGUCAAGGACACGGACACGGCGUGCAUUCGGCUGGCGUGGAUUCGUCUGGAGGGUUUAGUUCGGGAUCUGGCACGGAUUAUGGGGAGGUCAAGUCGAUGGUUUCGGGGAGAACGGUGAGGUGGGAGGAGAAUACCGCCCAGGGGAAUGCUCGAUACCGUCGCCCUGCACCCAAACGCUCGCGCACAGUGAUCGUCCCACCCCGGAGCAGGUCCAACACCCUCCAUUCCCCGCUCUCCGUCAAAGACGAAGGAUUCGGGGGGUUCCCUGGCCCUGUCGACCUCCUCACGCGAUUCGCCCAGCGAGCUGCACCUCGGAAGGUCACCAACGCUCUAACACGUUCCGCGACGAUUCUGAGCGAGAGGGAGAUCAGGACGGAGAAGACGCCGUGGAUUUUGAUGGAGGUUCCUGCGUUUAUUAUUGGAAGGAACUCGGAUUUUAGGACGGAGACGUUGACGGACGAGCAGGUUGAGGCUGUGGGUGGGGCGGAGUAUAGGGCGUUGAGGUUGUUGAGUUAUUUGAUUCCUGCGCUGUUCUCGUAUAUCUUGUUUACUCCGUGGCUUUCGACGACGACGGAGUAUGAUGAGGUGUUUGAGGCCCAGGCUAGGUUUGUUCCGAAGCCUUGGUUUGCUCUAUUCCAGGUUAUGGGCGCUUACACCGGUGGUGGCCUCUCCCUCGUCGACGUUUUACGGUUCAUCAUGUACGCGUUGUCAACCACUUUAUUCGUGAAUUUGAGGAGACAUUUGACGAACAAACCCGUGUACAGCUGGAUUGGAUCGCGGAGGAGUACACCCAACUCUGGAUUACACGUCGCGUUCACGUUCUUGCUUGACCAUCCUCGUCGUACGUUCCACCCGUUUUCUUCUUUCUCAAACGUUGCUCACUCGGCCACCGUUCCCUCCACCACUCUACGGCUCCAAAAAGAUAUCGGCAUCCCAGUCUACGAAGAACUCCCAACUGGGACCAAAGUCAUCGCUGGACUGUUUCAGGGAUUGGCUGCCCGAGCAUCAGGCUUCUCGAUUGUACCUAUCGCGUCUCUCGCUCCUGCGUUGCAGUUUUUGUAUGUGGUUAUGAUGUAUAUCGCUGUCGCGAUGAGUAUCCGCUCCACCAACGUAUACGAAGAGCGGUCCUUGGGUGUGUUCGAAGCUCCACCGGACGACGAGGAUGAGGAACCGGAUGAUUUGCAUAAGCUUGGGAGGAAGGAGCGGGUGGGGAAGUAUAUCGGGUGGCAUUUGAGGAGGCAGAUGUCGAUUGACAUCUGGUGGCUCGUCUGGGGGCUGGCUCUCAUCCUCGUCAUCGAGCGCGAGAACAUCAUGGACGAAGACAAGAAGUGGUUUGACGUCUUUAGAGUUAUCUUUGAGCUUGUGUCGGCGUUUGGUGGGAUUGGGUUGACGUUGGGUAUUCCUACGGAUAAUUACGGCUUCGUAGGAGCGAUGAAGCCUCUUUCCAAGUUGGUCGUUAUCGUCAUUAUGGUCAGAGGAAGACACCGUGGUCUCCCAGUCGCCGUCGACAGAGCUAUCAAGCUUCCUAGAGAGAUGGUCACUGGUCCGCAUAGAAAACCGAGUAUGAACCCGCAGCAGAUGGAGGAGGUGAAGAAGGAAUUUAAUCCUGUUUGA